Maniola jurtina (meadow brown) is the source of this 1429-nucleotide messenger RNA. RefSeq names its product PCI domain-containing protein 2 homolog. Lineage: Eukaryota; Metazoa; Arthropoda; Insecta; Lepidoptera; Nymphalidae. Bases 105 to 1298 code for a protein of 397 amino acids. Gene Ontology annotation, biological process: post-transcriptional tethering of RNA polymerase II gene DNA at nuclear periphery; poly(A)+ mRNA export from nucleus; transcription elongation by RNA polymerase II. The record is from RefSeq and is a predicted model, not a curated record. The transcript is spliced from 3 exons. Gene Ontology annotation, molecular function: RNA binding; double-stranded DNA binding. Gene Ontology annotation, cellular component: transcription export complex 2.
AAAUACAGCCUUCGCUGCUUUCAUAGUGUUUAUAUACUCUUUGGCUGCUUUGUCGGUUAGCUGCGUGUAUUUUAAAACUAAGUAAAAGUGUUGAAAUUUUUACAAUGACGACUUUUACUAUUAAAACAUACACCGAGAAUGUAGAGAGGAUGUAUAAGCUUUUUGAUGGAGAAAAGCUUUCACAACUUGUAUCUCUCCGGGAUGCACAUGUUCCCGACUGGAGCUAUCUCUCUGACUACAGCCCUCCUGAUAUCGCCGAUGUAGUUCAAGACAGUUGUGGAAAAAAACCCAUUUAUAAACUGAUUGUAGGUCACUUGCUGUGUGUGAAGGCCCUCUACGACAAGGAGUAUUUGGAAGCAUAUGGGCAGCAGAACCAGUGUAUUAAGGCAACUCUGAUGCUGCUGAACCUAACGGAGCAGAACUGGUGUUUGCCACUCCUGCAUACAGUAUGCCUGGAAUUAAGGCUUCUUGCAGAGAAAACUGAAGCGUCCUUAAAACAAAGCCAUGGCUAUGUCCUAGAAAUGUGUUCUGAAGUUAUACUUUCAUGCUUCAAAAUUUGUGCUGCUGAUCCUAAAUCCGAUGAACAAACAAAGAAACUGGCAAUGUUAUACCUUGCUAUACAACUUUUUAAAGUCUACUUUCGACUAAAUAAAAUUCAUUUGCACGAACCACUUGCAAAAGCUAUCCACGAUACUGGGUACGAACUCUGGGAAAAAUUCCCACUGAAACAAAAAAUAACAUACAAAUAUUUUCUGGGGCGUAUAGCAAUGUUCAGCUUGAAGAACCGCCUUGCUGAUGAAUUAUUGUCUUACGUAUUCGACGCGUGCCAUGGGAAAACUCAGAAAAAACUGGUUCUGACAUAUUUGAUACCAGUAAAAAUGAUGCUGGGAUACAUGCCAAAUGUCCAUCUGUUGGAAAAAUAUGACCUGCUACAGUAUUUGGGCUUGAUGGUUGUAAUUAAAGAUGGGGAUUUAAAAGGCUUUAAUGAAGUCAUGGAAGAGCAUGAAUCUUUUUUCAUCAGUGCUGGCAUUUACUUCAUCGUUGAGCAGUUAAAAGUUAUAGCAUUCAGGAAUCUAUUCCGGAAAGUAUACCUUGCACGAAAUGAUUCUGAAAUUGCUUUUAUCGACUUGCUAGCGGCACUUCGAAUGAAGGGGCACGAUUAUGUAAAUUCUGAUGAAGUUAUCUCUAUUUUAGCAAAUUUAAUAUCUGAGAGGAAACUUAGGGGAUGGAUGUCAUACAAACUAAAGAAGUUAUUUGUAUGCGAACUUGAUCCAUUUCCGCAACUCAUUACUAUUUAAUGUGAUAAUUUUUAGUUGUAUGCAAAGAAGAUUUAUUUCUGGCACUUAUUACUCCACUAAGUUGUAAUAAAUCGAUUUUGGUAACUUUAUAUUUAAAUAAAGAUCUUGUAAAAACAAAUGAAUUAUUAUUA